Molecule: messenger RNA, 369 nt
Organism: Perognathus longimembris pacificus (Pacific pocket mouse)
Lineage: Eukaryota; Metazoa; Chordata; Mammalia; Rodentia; Heteromyidae
Product: alpha-ketoglutarate dehydrogenase component 4-like
Exons: 1
Coding region: 6-311 (101 amino acids)
Biological process (GO): 2-oxoglutarate metabolic process
Source: RefSeq, a predicted model, not a curated record
UCAGGAUGGGCAGCAAGAUGGCGUCUGCCAGCAGGGACGUCCAGGUAGUCAAGCCACAUGCUCCAUUAAUAAGAUUCCCUAACAGAAGAGACAAUCCUAAACUCAGUGCAUCAGAAGCUUUGAGAUUGGCAGGGCUCCCACCUCGCUCUUCCUUGAUCUCCCAGCAUGCUAAGGGAAGUAAAUCACCAGACAAGAUACACCAUGGUCCACCAGACACUGCAGCAAUAUUAAAAACAUUACCUCAGAAAUACAGAAGGAAACUGAUAUCUCAGGAAGAAAUGGAAUUUAUCCAGCGUGGAGGGCCAGAAUAAUCAUUGAGGCUGCUGCUUAUCAUCAAAGAAUUAUCUUUACAAUAAAGGACUUCCAAAA